AUUGCAAAUUAGUUGGAGCAGCUAAUUCUCUUUGAUGAAGUAAGAUGUUAGUUGGAGUCGGCUAUAUGAAUCUUGUGUAUCCAACUAUCCAUUCUGCUCUGGUCUAUUUCAUUCAAAUGCUAAAUAAUUUGUCUUUGAAGAUAAAUUAGGGAUUCUCUAGAGCUAGAGGUUCCCUCAGUCUCACACUUCUUAUCCCAUAUAGAUGUACAAGUCUAUGACUAGGAAUAAAAGAAUCUUGACACAACUUAUGUGAUUAGAUUUGUUCAAUUCCUAAAAGUGUUGCAGAAUUAAUGAAUUCUUAUAGGAGUUGCUAAUCCACCAACUUUAGGUGUGACUAUACUAGAAGAAAGAUGGAAAUUAUAUAAGGGUAUCAAAACCAAUAAAAGUUCACAGGGUUCAAAAAGAUUAGCGCUUCUUCGAAAAGAACAAACCGCAUGUUUUGUCUUAUAACAUAACAAGGCUUUGGAGUAUCUGAAAACAUUGAGUAACCUAUUAAGUACAAAAUUCCAAAUUUCCUUUUCACUUAAAGAGAACUGAAAACGUGCAUCCAUCUCAGGGCUACUGUUGAUGCAUAUCAUAUAUGAUGUGUCUGUUGACCUUUUUAGCUAAUAUAAAUCCUUGUUACGUUACUAAAAAGAAGGCAAAAUAACCAAAAAGAAGAAAAAGUAGGUUGUUUCUUUUGUUUCAUACUGGUGGAGUUAACUUUACUUCAGUUGCUUCCUCGCCGACACAACUUCAAAGUUCCUUCUCUUCAUUUCUUUUAAGACAUAAGUUGUGGAUUUAGAACGUGCACUCUGUUAGUCUAGGAGGAUUCGUAUCAAUUCUGCGAGCCAAAAAUGUUGGUUGAGAGAGCACUUAAAGAAUGCGGUGAUGAUCUAGAUUCUGCUAUCAAACGACUAAAUGAGCUUCGCUUGGGAUCUGGUGAUAAUCUGAGGCCUGUGGCAGGAAGCUCCGGCGCUACGCAUGAGGCCAGCAGCCAGUUUUUUACUCAAGGUGCGGCUGCAACUAACGGUGAGACCACACCUGCAGUGAAUUCAUCUGCUGCAAAAGUGGUGCAUAUGGAGAGUACAGAAUGGGUGGAGCUUUUUGUCGGAGAGAUGAUGAGUGCGUUAAAUAUAGAUGAUGCUAAAGCCCGUGCUUCACGAGCUCUUGAGGUGUUGGAGAAGUCCAUAUGUGCCCGUGCAACAGAGGCAACUGCCAGUUUCCAGCAGGUGGAGAAUUUAAUGCUCAAACAGCAGCUUGAAGCUCUUAUACAAGAGAAUGCUAUUUUAAAGCGAGCAGUUUCCAUCCAGCAUGAGCGUCAGAAGGAAUUUGAGGAUAGAGGGCACGAGUUGAAUCAGCUGAAGCAGACGGUGGCUCAGUACCAGGAGCAGCUUAGAACCCUUGAGGUCAAUAACUAUGCUCUCUCGAUGCACCUCAAGCAGGCUGAACAAAGCAACUCUAUUCCAGGGCAUUUCAAUCCCGAUAUCUUUUAGUAUGUAUCAUCUGUCCUUAUUGGCUGCGUAAUGGGGGAAUAGAAACAGUGAUGUCCUAUUGUCACAUUAGUAACAAGUGUCUCCUUGUAGAUAUAAUAUAAGGCUAGAACUUCUGUCGUUUGAUCAAAGUGCCCUGCU
Lycium ferocissimum is the source of this 1613-nucleotide messenger RNA. RefSeq lists its product as uncharacterized. Gene Ontology annotation, molecular function: protein binding. Bases 837 to 1475 code for a protein of 212 amino acids. The record is from RefSeq and is a predicted model, not a curated record. Lineage: Eukaryota; Viridiplantae; Streptophyta; Magnoliopsida; Solanales; Solanaceae. The transcript is spliced from 5 exons.